Molecule: messenger RNA, 618 nt
Organism: Ectocarpus sp. CCAP 1310/34
Lineage: Eukaryota; Phaeophyceae; Ectocarpales; Ectocarpaceae
Source: the annotation of a GenBank genome assembly
AUGAGUCAGGUGGACAGCAAGACCCACCCCGUUGCGCCGCAGUCUAAGAUGCCCGAGGUCUUCGCGCAGCUGGACUCGAAGAUAACCCACAUGAUGAAAGCGGUCAGCGCCGCGCUCGUCAAGGAUGACCGCGGCGGGAGCGGCAGCGGGGCGGGAGACUCGGGAGCAGCGAGCGGAGGCGUUGGCGGCGGGGGGAGCGGCGGAGGUGUCGGGGGCUCGGGCGGGGGAGGCGGAGACCCUUCGCCUUCCAAGGAUGUGCUGGACAAUGCCAGCGUCACAAAGAUCCUGUAUGCGAACAUUAUGAGCGCGGAGCCGGACACUUCACCGAGAAACGUGCGGGUGACGCCGACGAAGAGCGGCGACGCGGGUAUCGAUAAGAGGAUCAAGAUGAAGAUCCUGCUGGGGCCCGAGUACGUCUCCGACGAGGAGGAGCCCGAUUCCGAGGAGGAAAGCGAGGGAGAGCAGGAGGACGCGCGGGACACGUUCGUCGAUCGGACAACGGCUUUGGGCGACACAGGUGAAGAAGCUGGCGAAUCUCGUGCUUGGGAGAGAUACGAAGAUCAGAGGAACGAGGAGAAGAAGACUCCGCAGGAAGGACGGCUGACACGAAGAACGUGA